This is a messenger RNA of Colius striatus (speckled mousebird), 3896 nucleotides long. RefSeq names its product shisa family member 2 (gene SHISA2). The transcript is spliced from 8 exons. Gene Ontology annotation, biological process: negative regulation of fibroblast growth factor receptor signaling pathway; negative regulation of Wnt signaling pathway. The record is from RefSeq and is a predicted model, not a curated record. Gene Ontology annotation, cellular component: endoplasmic reticulum. The coding region runs from base 1 to 858 and encodes 285 amino acids. NCBI's taxonomy places the organism in Eukaryota, Metazoa, Chordata, Aves, Coliiformes, Coliidae.
AUGCGGGGCGGGCGGUGCUGGCUGCUGCUGGCGGCGUUGGGCUGGCUGCUGCCGGCGGGCGCCGCGGCCAGCGGCGAGUACUGCCACGGUUGGCUGGACGGGCAGGGCGGCUGGCGGGACGGCUUCCAGUGCCCCGAGCGCUUCGACGGCGGCGACGCCACCAUCUGCUGCGGCUCCUGCGCCCUGCGGUACUGCUGCUCCUCCGCCGAGGCGCGUCUCGACCAGGGCGCCUGCGACAACGACCGGCGGCAGGGCGGCGGCGAGCCGGGCCGCCCCGGCAAGGACGGCUCCGACGGCGCGGCAGUGCCCAUCUACGUGCCGUUCCUCAUCGUUGGAUCUGUGUUUGUCGCCUUCAUCAUCUUGGGGUCGCUGGUGGCCGCGUGCUGCUGCAGAUGCCUGCGGCCCAAGCAGGAGCCCCAGCAGAGCCGAGCCCCCGGGGGCACCCGCCUGAUGGAGACCAUCCCCAUGAUCCCAAGUGCCAGCACCUCGCGAGGCUCCUCCUCCCGCCAGUCGAGCACGGCUGCCAGUUCCAGCUCCAGCGCCAACUCCGGGGCCAGGGCGCCCCCGACCAGGUCCCAGACCAACUGCUGUUUGCCAGAAGGGACCAUGAACAACGUCUACGUGAACAUGCCGACGAACUUCUCGGUGCUGAACUGCCAGCAGGCCACCCAGAUCGUCCCACACCAGGGCCAGUACCUGCACCCUCAAUAUGUGGGCUACGCCGUGCAGCACGAAGCGAUGCCGCUCACCCCGGUGCCCCCCUUCCUCGAGGGUUUGCAGAGUGGCUACAGGCAGAUCCAGUCUCCCUACCCACACACCAGCGGCGAACAGAAGAUGUACCCAGCUGUGACUGUGUAGUGCUGGCGCCUUCCCCCCACUUCCCCGACACCCAGCAGAUUAUUAAAAUCUAAAGUGAACGGAGCAGAAACGCUUCCUUGGAACAAAGCUCCCAGAACAUCACUUGUAAAUAAUUUUGCAAGGCUCAUGCAUGUCAGACAGUGUUUAUAAAGCAUUUCUUUUCAUCGGGGUCCAUUGCCAGAAACUGUAGGAUGAUCUCUCUGAAUUAACGUUGCCAGACACGCUCUCGCUGCAGCGCGUGAUUUACAGCGGCCAAGGAUUACGCUGGAAAUGCAUUUGUGUUUCACAUCGCUGUACUGGCGAGAUAAAUGCCGGAGCCAUUAAGUGCCCUUCAGGUAUGACAUGGUCUGAAGUAUUUGCCUAAUUAAUUCGUAGAAAGAGUUUUGUUCCACUGUAGGAGACAGUGCUUAGGAAACCUCUCUCCUCCUCUCCCAGCUCCCUAAUGACGUCUCCCGUUGCUUUACAGACAAUCAGAACCGAGAGCCGAGCGGUGCAAUCCCUGUGUGCUGGGUGCUGGUACCAGCCUCCCCCCAGCUUCUUACCCACACCCAGUUUCAGGUGAAGUGCCACAAAAGGCUUAGUCUUGGAAAGACCAAUUUUCCUUGUCCUUGGUAUUUAUGUAGGAAUUGGAAGAGUGUGAGUUAUUUGUCUCUUCCUGCCAGCGCACUUGAAUCCCUUCUUGAUUUGGUUUUGCCUGAAGAUCCAGACUCUCUAGUGGUUUCAACAGACUUGAUCUUUGUGAACUUUUUGCUGAAAACAAGGUACGAGGUGCUUUCUCUUCCCGAUGCUCAGCAAAGCUUUCGGGACGGCUCGCAGCAGCUUAGCUGAAACCUGCAUGUGGAGGGGCUGGCGGAGGUUGGAAAUCUAUCCCCUUUUCUUCUAUACCUGUGGGGCAGGGGACAUACUUGGAAGGCACAACUGUAUUUAAAAAUAAGGAAGAAGGCACAACCAAAGGAUGAAGGUGGCCACGGCUCCCCGUGAUGCCAGAGGGCAGGGAGGAGGGGGAACUUGGCACCGGAGCUCCUGGCUCCGUCUUGCUUUGCUUCAUCUGGGAAAAAACACCUCUCCAGGUUGAGAGGCAGCAGCGUGCUGGGAAUGAAUAACCAGACUGUGCUAAUUGUAAUACAUCAGCCUGGAUGCCAAGAACUGUUUAAGGCUGGUUUUGUCUCUUAAAAAAAACCCCCAAACCCGUAGUCUUUGCUUUUCCAUCCAUCUGUUCCUCAGCCAAAACAUGAAGCCUGAGGGAUAUACCACAACUGGGCAGUCACUGUAACCAGACCAGAGCUGAUAAGGUUUCUUAUUGCCUGAUACUGUAUCAGUAUGUAGCAAUAACGGUGAUACUACUAUUUUUUGUAUGUUUUUAAAGUACACACCUGUGUGGAAUCGUUGCCAAAUGCAGUGGUUCACCCAUAAGCGUGGCACAAACGGGCUGUCUGCAGCGGGCACACGUGUUUGACCGCUGAUGUAGGACACUGAAGAAAGAGGUGAUUUACCCCAGCUCUGCUGGUCCUGGCUGCCAUCGCCCAUUGGGCAUGUGGGACCUGGACAGGGUUUGAGUUCCAAGCCCUGGCUGGCCCUCCAGCCUGGCUGGGUGGCUGUGGUACGGCAGUGGCCGGCGCGGCACAUCUGGAAGGGCAGGCUACAGUACUAGCUGAGCCCUGUGUCUGUCUGCUUGUGGCUCAGAUGGAAUAGGCCCAGGUGUAAUGACUGUACAACUCUGGUGUAGUGGUGCUGCAUUGCCUGUGCCAUAGCAGCCCAGGGCUGGGCUCAGACCAGAAACCAGGAUGGACACCUCAGAUGCCACCACUGAAUGUGUAUCUGUUCUGUAGGAGAGACAGUCUUCUUUAGCAGCCCCCACGCCAGACCUGAGCUGGGGUGGCUGCCCAGCUGGUUAAGGAGCAGAGCACAGCCUCCUUGGUAGAAUACUUGCUCAUCUCACUUCUCAGGUGAUGCCUCCCUGGUUUGCCAAAUAUUGAAAGCAAGAAGGCAAACAUUGUGCUAGGCAUGGCUGGAAAGUCGCCAGCUGUGUCAGAGUGCAUCAGGAAAUUUGAAAGAAAACUCACCUCAAACCUACCAUCACAGGCUCUUUUCAUCCACUUCAUAGGCUUACAAAAGCAAAAGUAGAAUUCAAAUAUUCAAGAAAGAGUGGAAAUAACAUCCUUCCUCCAAAACAGGGUAGUCUUUCAGGGCCUGGGAGGUGUUCCUGCUGCCCACACUGUACUUACCAGCAAGUACCACCAGCUCCAUGGCGUCUGUCAAGAACACCGGACCAGGCUUGUUUCACCAUGACAACUGUGCUGAUGUCUGUGAUCAGGCUGUAGGUCACUGUCAACCAAGAUGCCAGACACAAGGUGAGGUGAGUGCUGAGGCUCCCAGGCACUUCACUGCAGGAUUUAAGCCUUGAGAACUUGCAGCUUCAUCCUUCAAGGGCCUGCUUCACGAGACCCAGGAAGUCCAGCACAACACCCUCAGAAGCUGCCCCUGAUACCGCAGGAAAUGUAGCAGGGAACCAGAAUCAUCCCCGUGUCCAUGAGACCAGUCAUGGCAUGAAAAAUGCAACAAGAACUCCUUCUUGUCCAGCCUCUUCAUGGCAUAUCCAGGCUGAAUGUGGCCACGGCAGCAAGUCCUCUCCACCACGGUCCACAGCCUUCUCUCCACCUGCUCUAGAGCUCCCUCCUUCUCAGCCUGGACCACCAAGAAUCAGCAGUGCCUUCCAUUGAUGUCUCCAGCCUUGUUUCUCUGUGCCCACAUACUUCUGUUGCUGAGGAAGCAGGAGGAAACCCACUGCUCCUUCCAAGUUUCUGAGGACUCGUGUCACCUCACAUGCCAGUCUGGUAUGAGGCACCGAAGACCCCCGGCAACAGACUUAACAGCUGCUCCGGCAACUAUGUGGCUCUGGGACAUGAGCACCAGACGCUCUCACCACCUCGCCUGUCAAACUGUUAGAGGGAAAGUCUCUCAGAUGGGACAGUGCGGGAAGCAGCCGGCUGAGCGUCGAGUUCUCCCACCACCACCCGAAUAAAGCUCAUUCAACUUGA